Messenger RNA from Dovyalis caffra, 759 nucleotides. Lineage: Eukaryota; Viridiplantae; Streptophyta; Magnoliopsida; Malpighiales; Salicaceae. The record is from the annotation of a GenBank genome assembly.
AUGAACGACAGGCUUCAUAUCUGCUGGGCAACAAUAUUUCUCGGAUGGAAGCUCGUCAAGUGCAGGAGCAAAGUGUUUGUCAGUGUUCCAAUUGUAUUAAUUCCUGUUGCUCGGACUCGUCACUCGAGAGUUCCUACGAAGGACCCAGAGGGGUUAUAUGGGCCACCACAAACUGGCCACUUAGCUCGACGGGAGAUUAAAAGAAGGCUCGAGAAAGACGCAGAGUUUCGCGAGGCACUUGAGCAGCAAGCCAUUGAAGAAAAACAGCGUCGUCAUGCUCUUCGCCAAUCUCGGGUGAUACCGGAUACUCCAGAAAAGCUGAUAGACUACUUUCUUGAUACUGAAGCUCAAGAGGUUGAGUUUGAGAUUGCUAGGCUGAGGCCAAGAUUGAACCAGAAAUUUUUCUCGCAGCUACAAUUUGAACUGGGGCAGCUUCGUUUUGCUGUUUCAAAAACUGAGGAGAUGGAAGACAGAUUGAUUGAGUUGGAAGCACUACAGAAAGCUCUGCAGGAAGGAACAGAAGCCUACGAUAAAAUGCAAGGUGAACUUGUAAAGGCAAAGAAAAGCCUGACAAAAAUCUUGACAUCAACGGAUAUAAAAGCCACUUUGUUGGAAAUGGUUGAGCAGAAUGAACUUAACAGAUCAUUGUUAACACUUCUUGAUGAAAACAUAGCAAGCGCCAACCAAGGUAAACAGAAAGAAGCAGCAGCUUUCAUGGAAAAACUACGUGCAGCCGUUCUCAAGUACAUGACAGUUUAG